This is a messenger RNA of Trichomycterus rosablanca, 1335 nucleotides long. RefSeq lists its product as uncharacterized. The coding region runs from base 1 to 1335 and encodes 444 amino acids. Lineage: Eukaryota; Metazoa; Chordata; Actinopteri; Siluriformes; Trichomycteridae. The transcript has a single exon. Gene Ontology annotation, biological process: DNA integration. The record is from RefSeq and is a predicted model, not a curated record. Gene Ontology annotation, molecular function: nucleic acid binding.
AUGGCAAUGCUGACGGGUUGUCUCGUAUGCCGCUAUCAGAGACCAAAGAUGCUGGAACAGAUCUCCGCCUACGUCGACGCACUGAUAUGUGAACACCUAGAAGGCGUGCCGCUGACCGCAAAGCAGAUUGCCAAGGUAACGAGAACUGACACCGAGCUCUCAAGGCUGCACAGAUUCAUCAUGGAAGGGUGGCCAAAAGAAAUUCCUGAAGAACUGAAAGGAUACCACAAAAGGCAUGAUGAACUCUCUGUGGAGGAGGGGUGUGUGCUGUGGGGCACUAGAGUGGUUACACCCGCAAAGCUCAGAGCUGCCGUGCUUAAAGAAAUCCACAGCGGGCACCCUGGCAUUGUGAAGAUGAAGGCAAUUGCACGGCAAUACGUCUGGUGGCCACAUAUUGAUAUGGACAUUGAGAAAGUGUGCAAAGGAUGUGAAACAUGUCAGCUAGAGCAGAGAAUGCCGCGCCACGUGCCACUGCACCCUUGGGAAUUUCCAGGAGAUGUGUGGAAGAGACUUCACAUUGACUUUGCAGGGCCAUUCAUGGGCCACAUGUUCAUGAUUGUAGUUGACGCAUUCUCAAAAUGGCUGGAGGUUUACAAAAUGACACAACAGAUUGUCACAGACAAUGCAACAACCUUUAUGUCUGAUGAGUUCCAACAGUUCGCGAGGAGAAAUGGAAUCCUCCACACGACCGGUGCCCCGAGGCACCCAGCCACGAACGGCCUAGCCGAGAGAUAUGUCUCAACGUUCAAGGCUGGCAUGAAAAAGCUGGCGAGAGAAGAUUUGAGCAUUGAAGACAAAGUCUCUCACUUCCUGCUACGGUAUCGCACAACUCCCAACGGCACAACAGGCGAGUCGCCUGCUGAUGUGUUCUUCAAAAGACAUGUCAGAACCAGACUGGACUUUCUGAAACCAAACAUUCAAGAAACGGUGAGGAGGAAGCAGUAUCUGCAGAAAGACGGACAUGACAGAAAAGCGUUGGACAGGCAGUUCGACGUUGACGAGCAAGUCUACCUGCGAAACACUGCUGGCGAAACACCAAGAUGGAUGCCAGGAAUCAUCACCCAGCAGUCAGGGCCUGUGUCCUACAAGGUCCGCGGAGAAGCGACGGAUCAAGAAUACCGGCGCCACGGAGACCAGCUGAGACCUCGCCAUGCUGCGGGGCUUCCAGAUCUGCAAUCUGAGGAAGUUGCUGAGGAGACCGGGCCGAUGGAGAGCAGUUUCAGAGCAUCCCCAGCACCUGAACUGUCAGACCUAGCUGAGCCGCCUGAUCCUGUUGCGGUGACCCUAAGGCGCUCCCAGCGUACCCCAAAAGUGCCUCAACGUUACCAAGACUGA